Molecule: messenger RNA, 3218 nt
Organism: Mirounga angustirostris (Northern elephant seal)
Lineage: Eukaryota; Metazoa; Chordata; Mammalia; Carnivora; Phocidae
Gene: ZSCAN16
Product: zinc finger and SCAN domain containing 16
Exons: 3
Coding region: 1-1155 (384 amino acids)
Source: RefSeq, a predicted model, not a curated record
AUGCUCACGGCGGCUUUUGUCAUCUCCGCGGUAACGACGUCCCCGAAGCACGGUUCCGAGAGGUUCUCCUUGAAUCCGCCCCGGGGAGGACUGACCUCCCAGCCCACAAUGGCCGCGGCCCCGGAACCCGAAGGACAGAAAGCACUUGCGGUACUCAAGGCAGAAGAGCAGCGCUGGGGACGGGACGCCGUCUCACCCAGCCACGCCCCUCACAGGAGGGAGGUCUUCCGGCAGCACUUCCGGCAGCUCUGCUACCAGGACGCGCCUGGGCCCCGCGAAGCCCUUACCCGGCUCCGGGAGCUCUGCCGCCAGUGGCUGAGGCCAGAAUGCCACACCAAGGAGCAGAUUCUAGACCUGCUGGUGCUGGAGCAGUUCCUGAGCAUUCUUCCCAGGGACCUGCAGGCCUGGGUGCAGGCGCAGCACCCGAAGACGGGCGAGGAGGCGGUGACUGCGCUGGAGGAUCUGGAGCGGGAGCUGGAUGAACCGCGGAAGCAGGUCCCAGCCAAUUCAGAAAGACAGGACAGAGUUUUGGAAAACUUGACCCCCUUGGGAAGACCCCAUGAGUCACUGACUGCACAGCUCCAUCCCAAGAAGAUUCAGCAGGAGCAGGAAUCUGGGGAGCCCCAAAGGAAUGGUGAUAAAACCAGAACUAAGAAUGAAGCAUUGUCCCAGAAGGAAGAUUUGCCCAAGGACACAGAAUUCCUUGGGAAGAUAAAUGACAGACUUAACAAAGACAUUCCUCAACAUCCUGAAUCCAAAGAUGCUAUUGAAAGUGAGGGCAGAUUAGAGUGGCAGCAGAGGGAAAGAAGACGCUAUGCAUGUGAUGACUGUGGGAAAAGUUUCAGUCACAGCUCAGACCUUAGUAAGCACAGAAGGACUCACACUGGAGAGAAACCAUACAAAUGCGAUGAAUGUGGAAAAGCCUUCAUUCAACGUUCCCAUCUCAUUGGACACCACAGAGUGCACACUGGAGUGAAACCCUAUAAAUGUGAAGAAUGUGGGAAAGAUUUUAGUGGGCGCACAGGUCUUAUUCAGCAUCAGAGAAUCCACACAGGUGAAAAACCCUAUGAAUGUGAUGAGUGUGGGAGGCCCUUCCGUGUAAGUUCAGCCCUGAUCAGACAUCAAAGAAUUCAUACAGCAAAUAAGCUUUACUAAGAUGGUGAAAUAACAGAGGUUUUUAGCUACUCAGCUCUCCUUCAUUAUCAGAGAAUCUGCCUUAGGGACUGUGAGUAUCCUGAAUAUAGGCAAAGCUUCAGUCAUCAUUGAACAUUUCUCUGGCACCAGAGAAUCUACCUGAGAAAAUUUCCUUUUAUUUCUAAAUUAGUUCAGUUUCUUAGGAAGCAUUAAGGUUAUUUCAGAAAGCCUUGUCUGUUAACAGAUUGCUCCCUUGCAGCCCAAAAUAACCAUGUUUCUUGGUUGAAAGAUAGUGAAUUCUACUUUUCAGCUUUCCUUUUUACUUGACUAUUCUGUGUAUGACAUUAGGCAAAACAGUCACAUUUUUCUCUGCCUUCAUUUCCCCCUUCUGUAGAGGACACAGUAGAGACCCACCAGGUAUGUUGUAUUAAGUUAGAGCUGCUUUUGAAAUUAAUAACUAAAACAAUACUAAGUAUUUAUUUUCCAUCACUACUGAUAUAAUGGCCAUUAUAAUGUAUAAUCAUUUUGUGGAAUUUGUUUGCCAAUGCUAAAAAAGAGGAAACUACCAAAAAAGAAGCAGGGUAAGGAAAACAUUCAAGUGGGAAGGAAAGCAGUAAGUGAUGAGUAGGAGCUACUGCGAAGAGGGAUGACCUUAAUGAGGAUAAAUCACUCCUCUUCUGAGUCUCAGGGUCCUGGAAACUGAGAGACGUGGGGAGGGAUUGGUCCAGAACUGCACUGUCCAAUGAAGUAGCCAGUGCCCACAUAUGGCUGUAUAAAUUUAAAAUUAAUACACUCAAAGUAGAGAAUUCUGUUCCUUAACCACAUGCGGCUAGCAGCUACUGAACUGGACAGCACAGACACAGAUCAUUUUUAUCAUGGUGGACAGGAUGCUGCUGUCCUAAUCAAUCACCAGUAACAUGUCUUCCAGCUUAUAUUCUGUGUGAUUCUGAGUUCGGGAAGGUAGUAAAAGAGACACGUGAGGAGACUGUAGUAGCAACAGGAGAUAAAAUACAAACACUCUAAGAAAGGAAUUUAGUAAUAACUUUAUGGCACUUUUCAGCCUUAAAAAAGGAGUAUAUUAUAAUUGGAAGACUGAAGAUUAUUAAAGUAAAUACAAUAACAUCAUAAUCUAAAUUAAAAGCUUAAAUUACUGGGCGCCUGGGUGGCUCAGUUGGUUAAGCGACUGCCUUUGGCUCAGGUCAUGAUCCUGGAGUCCUGGGAUCAAGUCCCGCAUCAGGCUCCCUGCUCGGCGGGGGGUCUGCUUCUCCCUCUGACCCUCCCCCCUCUCAUGUGCUCUCUCUCUCUCUCUCAUUCUCUGUCAAAUAAUAAAUAAAAUCUUUAUUAAAAAAAUAAUAAAUAAAGUUUCAUUGGGCGCCUGGGUGGCUCAGUUGGUUAAGCGACUGCCUUUGGCUCAGGUCAUGAUCCUGGAGUCCUAGGAUCGAGUCCCGCAUCGGGCUCCCUGCUCAGCAGGGAGCCUGCUUCUCCCUCUGACCCUAUCCCCUCUCCUGCUGUUUCUCUCUCUCUCUCUCUCAAAUAAAUAAGUAAAUAAAAUCUUAAAAAAAAAAAAAAGCUUAAAUUACUACCUCAUCUCUAAAACAAGAGUGUAACUACCUUUACAAAGUAGCAUUCCAUCAGAUACAUAUGCUGAUAAGAAACUGGGACUCUCAGGAGUUUUAAGAUAAUAAACAGUCCAAUUUUUUUGUUUGGCUUGGAAAUGCAUUAGCAGUCCAUGUGCUUGCAACAGUUUUACAUCCCUAGUUUGAGAAUACUAUAACAUGACAGAUAUUGUGACCAGAGGCCCAGCACAUUCAAAUGUACACCACCAUCAAACCACCAUGAAUCACUGUUCUAGGAAUAGCCAUCCCCAGGACAAGCAGGAAGGGAUCUAAUCUCUUCCUGAAGACAGGAAUUACACACACUUCUGUAUUGUGACCGAGUAGUUAAACCACCACAGUGCUUUCUGUGUCGUUACUACUGUUGGAAGAUGAAUCUUGUAUCACUCCUUGUAACACCAUAAACUGAACUUUUAUGUCUUUUGAACGUAAUACUGCUUUUUAAAAGAAAAUAAGUUUAUUUUGAUUGUC